AUGGGUAAUCAACAACCUCCCGGUCGUACUCGAAGUGAUACAUAUACACGAUAUGAACGAGAUGGUGAAGACGGGCGUUACGUUACAUUAGAGGCGGAUGACGCGAAGUCACAUGAGGAAAGAAUUUUAUCUCGCCAUGAUCCCAGUCUGUUACUACGUCCUCGUAAUUCAAAUCGUGAAAAAGAAAAAAAAACAAUUCCUGUUGUAUUUCGUUAUCCAGCUUCUCCAAAAGACAAAGAAGCACAAUUAAUCGGAUCAUUUACAAAUUGGAAAGAACUUGUCCAAAUGGUCAAAAGUGAUAACGAUUUUGUUACCAUUGUUGAACUACCAGAAGGAAAGCAUCAAUAUAAAUUUAUUAUUGAUGGACGAUGGGAAUACGACUCGUCAGAUCGUAAUAAUGUGAUAACAGUUAAAAAAAGUGAUUUUGAAGUGAUGGAAGCUUUACGUAUAGAUUCAAUCCAUACGAAUAAUCAAAAUCAAAAUACAUCAAAUUCGACAAAUAAAUCUCAAUCUACGGAUAUGGAUCUAGCUCGUUCUCCACCCGGUACUUAUGAUCAAAUUUGGCCACCACCAAAUAAAGAUGAAUUUUCUCCUCAUGAUAAACCACCAUUGUUACCACCACAUUUACUACACAUUAUUCUCAAUAAAGAUACAUCAGCACACUGUGAACCAGCUUUAUUACCUGAGCCAAAUCAUGUCAUGUUAAAACAUUUAUAUGCAUUAUCGAUCAGAGAUGGAGUAAUGGUACUUUCUACUACCACUCGUUAUAAACAAAAAUAUGUGACAACUUGUUUUUAUAAACCAACUGAAAAAUAA
This is a messenger RNA of Didymodactylos carnosus, 816 nucleotides long. The record is from the annotation of a GenBank genome assembly. Lineage: Eukaryota; Metazoa; Rotifera; Eurotatoria; Philodinida; Philodinidae.